GAACAGAUCUAGUCUGGGGGACUAGGAAAGACGAAAAAACAAAGAGGAAGGAGAGAGAGCGGGCCGUGGUGGUGGGUGGCCGUAAAGAUGAUGUCAGGAGGGAGUUACACGCCGAUCGACAAUCAAAAAGUCUCCGGAUCUGUUCCCGCCGUCUCAGAUUCACCAGCUCAUGUAGCCGUCAAGUUCUCAGACUCCAAUCUUCAAACAUUUCCACCUUCCACUGUGCAGGGGAAGAUUUCUGGUGCCUCUGGACCUCCUCGUGAUGCUGAUGAUUCAUUUUCAAAACCAGUAUCAGGAUCUGAUGAAGUUCAGCAAGGUGGAUGGUUUCAAGUAUUCACAAUUGCUUAUUACAAGCCCUAUUUUGAUGUUGACACAUCAGAUGUCCUUGAUAGGAUCAAAGAAUCACUCAUACCCUUUAAAGGAAGCUUUUAUGAAAAAACUUCUAGCAACCCAGACUUAUAUGGGCCAUUUUGGAUAUGUACAACCUUAAUAUUUGUGGCUGCUGCCAUUGGCACAUUUGCGACCUAUAUAGCUCACAAGUUACAGAAGACAGAAUGGAACUAUGAUAUAAAUCUCGUAACUUGGUCUACUGGGUUGUUCUAUGGCUACGUCAUUGUUGUUCCUCUGUGCUUAUAUGUAAUCCUCAAAUACUUUUCUGUGCACUCUGGCCUAGUGCAGUUGUUUUGCCUGUAUGGUUACUCCUUAUUUAUCUUCAUUCCUGCCCUGUGUUUAUCGGUUGUUCCAUUGGAGCUAUUCAGAUGGGUGGUUACAGGUGUAGCAGGUUUCUUGUCAGCAACCUUUGUUGCAGUGAAUCUGAAGAACCACAUUAAAUCUGCAGGUGAAAGGUGGUUGUUCAUAGUAACCGCAAUCUUCCUUUUGCAGCUUGCUUUGGCUGUGGUACUUAAACUCUACCUCUUCACUUUUACUGUCUAAUGAUAGGGUUAUGAUGAUAUUGUUUCAAUGUGUUAUAAGAAAAAAACCCCACUUUUUUUUUUUUUUUUAUCAUUUCAAUCUCUCAACAGAAAAUGUAUUAGCAUUAUUCAGCCCAUUUUCAUGCAAUCUCUUUUUAGAAACCUAUUUAAGAUGACUCUUUUAUAAGUGGACUCAUUUUCAUCUAUCAUAUCAAAUUUCCCAGAAUACAUUGACUAUGUUGAGGCUCACAAUAUUCCAGAAUUGAACUCUAGUAUCUUUAUCCAUAUAUAUUUGUUGAAUAUUUUUUUGUA
Impatiens glandulifera is the source of this 1223-nucleotide messenger RNA. Its product is annotated as protein YIPF1 homolog. The coding region runs from base 88 to 933 and encodes 281 amino acids. The transcript is spliced from 6 exons. Gene Ontology annotation, cellular component: membrane; Golgi apparatus. NCBI's taxonomy places the organism in Eukaryota, Viridiplantae, Streptophyta, Magnoliopsida, Ericales, Balsaminaceae. Gene Ontology annotation, molecular function: small GTPase binding. The record is from RefSeq and is a predicted model, not a curated record. Gene Ontology annotation, biological process: vesicle-mediated transport.